Messenger RNA from Arachis duranensis, 626 nucleotides. Its product is annotated as coatomer subunit delta. Gene Ontology annotation, cellular component: cytosol; COPI vesicle coat. The record is from RefSeq and is a predicted model, not a curated record. Gene Ontology annotation, biological process: retrograde vesicle-mediated transport, Golgi to endoplasmic reticulum; endoplasmic reticulum to Golgi vesicle-mediated transport; Golgi localization. Lineage: Eukaryota; Viridiplantae; Streptophyta; Magnoliopsida; Fabales; Fabaceae.
UAUUUGCAAAUGUGCAUUUGACCUGAUUUUAAUCUCUCUUGGACACAAGGAAAAUGUGACUGUUGCACAAGUUAAGCAAUACUGUGAGAUGGAGAGUCAUGAAGAGAAGCUGCACAGACAGAUGAGGGAGGACAAGAUUAGAGAAGCAAAGGAUGAAAUGAAAAGGAAAGCUAAUGAGAUUGAUAAAAACAAGAUUAUAAAGAACAGAGGUGAUAAUUAUAAAGGAGGUUUUGGCCCAUUACAGUCAAUGGGCUCGGGAAUAUUUGAAAAUAGCUUUAAUGAUACAAGCAUCUCCAGCAGUGGAACUGGUUCCAGAUUGAGUUCUGAUGUUGACUCCUUUUCUACCAAGUCUAAAGAUCGGAUAUAGUAAGGUAGACAUCCUCUGUUCAGAAAGUGGGAAGCAGCGAAUAAUUUUGAUGGACCAAAAAUCUCAAGAAGCAAGUAUAUUGCCAUCAUCACUAAGAAGCUCAAGAAAGAAUGAAGCUAUCCAUAAAUUAGGAUGUUGAAUCUUGAUGAGUCCACUAGUAGUUAUUUGUCAUCUAAUGUAUUUAGAUUGUAUUAUUGCAUGGAAAUAAUUGCUUCUUAUUAUAAAGAAAGCGUUUUGUACUUACUGGUGUGUUUUUCUA